AGACUCUGAGUGGUGACCUGCAGGCCAUGGCUCACUCCUCACGACUGCAGGAGGAAAUGUUCGAGGAAGAAACGCGGAGGACGCUACGUGGCGGUGGAGGCAGCGGUGGCUCCAGGAUCCCCGCCACAGCCGCUCUCGAGGGCAAGGUGGCCCGACUGCAGAACUCGCUGAAGGACGUGGAGAGCAGAAUCUUACACGAGACCAAAAAGGACGGCAUCGCGCAGCAGGUGCAAAACCAAAAGAUCGGUGAGCUUCAGGAGGAGGUAUCCGGGUGCGCCCGUCUGGUCCAACAAGACGUGCGAGACCUCCAGCUACACGACUCGGGGGCCGAUCCGGACGUACCGCGGCUUCAGAGAGAGGUGGACAGCAUUCGGAGCAGACUGGACAGCAGGCUCGCUGACAGCCGAUCGGCCUCCAGUCGUGCUGACGCCGAGGAGAAGGAGCUGAAGGCGCAGCUGAAGGAUCUGGAGCAGAAGCUGCAGAAGGAGGUGUCGGACCGAACACAGCGCGAGGCAGACCUCAAGAACGAGGUGGAGAGAAAGCUGACAGAGAUCUCCCAGUACAGCGACGAUGGAUUCAGAGGCGUCACCAAACUGACCGAGGGCGAGCACGAGCAGACAAAGCAGCGCUUCCGGGAGCUGCUGGAGCGCCUGGACCAAGUGGAGAGCAAGAGGGACAAGGACCAAGAGGAGAUCGACAAACUGUUCGAGAAACAGCGGGACGAGAGACGCAAACUGGACAGGGUGAUGGACGAGCGUCUGGAUGACGUAGGAGACCGUCUGCGGAUCGCUAUGGCCUCGCUGAUGGCGGCCCAGUCCGAGCUACCACCGGGGGAGAAGGCGCCGCCGGGCGGACUAUCCAUGGAGGAGAUUGAGCGCCUUCAGAAUAUGAACACGACCGGUGCGCGUGAGCAGCUGAUGAAGGACCUGGCGGCCAAGGAGCUGCAGCUCUCGGAGCUCAGCACGCGCAUCGAGCAGCAGGACGAGGUCAUCGAGAACAAACUCAAAAUGGCGGAGAAGAGUGACAGUAACGAGUUGGGGGUGAUGGGAGACGAACUGACGAGGAAGGCAGACACCAUCACCUUCUCACAGGAGAGACUCAAGAAACAGAUCGAGAACCUCGACGAAAGGGUCAAGGAGUCUCCCCAGGAGAUCAACCAGUUGCAGGACCGUGUGGUGGCCAUGGAGACGGAGACGCUGGAGAAACUGGAGAAGCAGGACGUCCAGCGUCGUCAGGAGGUCGAGGAUCUGACCGCCGACGUGAGGAAGAAGGUGGACGAGGAGGAAAAGAAGGCAGCCGAAAUGGCCCGGCUGGAGAAGGCCGUGGACCAGUCCCAUACCUCAGUGACCAAGCUGUCAGAGGCCAUGCAGACCAUCAACCGGGUCAUCGGAGGCAAGAUCAAGGAAGGAAAGAGGACGCGCGAACAGGAGACCACUGACCUGAAGAGAAACAUCGACAGGCUCUAUGAGCAGAACACCGACCUGAAGAACAGGAUUAAACAUCCCGGAGAACCGAACGAAACAAAUACUUACUCGGGCGGAUCUAGAUCAACGUAUUAAUCGACAAUGCCCCGACAAAAGGCCAUAUCGAUGAAAAUACAGCAUAAGUCGAAAACAUCUCUAAAUCAACCCAAAGACAGAGAACAACGAUUAUCCGACAUGUUCUCAUCCAAAACCAAAAGCAUCGUUUUUCACCUCUCUUUUUUAUGCACUACUUUAUAUGUUGUCCGUCCGGUUUACACAAGAAUAGGCAGCCAACCAUUUAAACGAAAAAGGUUCACUUUGAAGUGAGGAAAACUUCUCAUUUCGUUUGUGUAUAUAAGAAUAUGCACUUAAACGGAUUUUCAUUUCUCGUUUAAACCUGUGCUCACUAGCAUCUGCGUAAUAAAUGUACCAUACUCUGCAA
Messenger RNA from Amphibalanus amphitrite, 1905 nucleotides. RefSeq names its product tropomyosin-like. The transcript is spliced from 13 exons. The coding region runs from base 27 to 1559 and encodes 510 amino acids. NCBI's taxonomy places the organism in Eukaryota, Metazoa, Arthropoda, Thecostraca, Balanomorpha, Balanidae. The record is from RefSeq and is a predicted model, not a curated record.